AUGGCUCCCUCUUGCAGAGAAAUUGCACGCAGGACAUACCAUUUCAGCGAGUUCUGUGGGAUAGACUGGGGCUGGUUACAUGAUGCAAUGCGACCUAAUGUAGCGACGUGGGCUAAUAACGAGUAUUUCACGCACAACAAUGAGAAACACGGCACUGUUCUGAGUUUGCUUUUGAAGAGCGUCCUCGAACUUACGCUCCACCGUCGCCAAGAAGAUCCCAAUCUGCUCGCGCACGAGAUUAACGAACUCCUCAUCCUCGAGGCGGGUACUGACUCCAACGAGCCCUGGAAAGACAGCUGGUUCCCUUUUACCCUCGCCGCCAAUAUCCAGGUACCCUUCGACAUUCUCUUGAACCUCGGAGUGGACAUCUUCAGUGAACUCUCGUUCGACACCUGGGUUCUUCAGAUCGUGCUACGCAAAUUUCUAGUCAACGCUGUACCCUGGGAACAUGCACGACGAGACAAGAAGGAAACAUUCACAGAAACCGACGGCCUGAAGCCAAUGAUCUACCCAGAAAUCCAACUCAGAAUGAUGAGACAGGCUGAGGAUUUCUCCGCGAUGGACCCGUCAUUUUCAAACCUCUACAUCUUCCCCGGGCUAAGCAUGUUCAAUCACUCAUGUCGUCCGUACGAAAACGCGCAGUGGGGAUACGAUCGCAAGGUCCCCAACCGCGUAGUUAUCUGGGCGCACCGGGGUAUCAAAGCUGGGGAAGAGAUUAGAGUUCCGUACCAACGGUACAGGAUUGGCGAUACCGUUGACGAAGAUACUGGUCAAAAUAUGCAGGCCGGUCAAAUGUUUGGCAAAAACUGUGAGUGUCCCCGCUGCCAAGGCAGGGGACUUGUUCCUUCUACUGGCAAGGAUAGAUCGCAAUUUGGGAGCCCUGAUUGGACGCCGGAAUACCUGGGGUCGAGGGGGGCAGAUGUUCCUCAAGAGGACGAGCAGGAGAUGGACGAGCAGGAGAUGGAGGAGCAGGAGAUGGACGAGCAGGAGAUGGACGAGCAGGAGAUGGACGAGCAGGAGAUGGAGGAGCAGGAGAUGGACGAGAAGAUGGACGAGAAGAUGGAUGAGGACAAGGAUGAGGCUGUUGCUAAGGAUACGGAGGGGGCCAUUACAAUGGAAACCGGUACUUCUGGCGCUGGAGCCUAA
Penicillium bovifimosum is the source of this 1146-nucleotide messenger RNA. RefSeq lists its product as uncharacterized. The transcript has 2 exons. Lineage: Eukaryota; Fungi; Ascomycota; Eurotiomycetes; Eurotiales; Aspergillaceae. The record is from RefSeq and is a predicted model, not a curated record. The coding region runs from base 1 to 1146 and encodes 381 amino acids. Gene Ontology annotation, molecular function: protein binding.